Messenger RNA from Chlamydomonas reinhardtii, 1686 nucleotides. RefSeq lists its product as uncharacterized. Gene Ontology annotation, cellular component: mitochondrion. Bases 851 to 1492 code for a protein of 213 amino acids. The transcript has 4 exons. Lineage: Eukaryota; Viridiplantae; Chlorophyta; Chlorophyceae; Chlamydomonadales; Chlamydomonadaceae. The record is from RefSeq and is a predicted model, not a curated record. Gene Ontology annotation, molecular function: holocytochrome-c synthase activity; ATP binding.
AUAAACACAAAGUCACGACGGCGAGACAGCUGACUUUCACUAUCGCAAGGCUGUUCCCAUGAUAUCUUAGAGACGUUUAUUUCUCGCAGGGAACGAGCACGAAGCGAUCCGGGCCAAAGUCGUUUCGGCGAAGUAGCGCAUUGGUUAACGGUAGUGCCAUCUAACUGCGUCUACAAGUAGACUAGCAGAUAUAUCAUGCUUUUAAAUUUUGCCCUUGGUCUUCGCUGCAGCACGUGUAGGUUCAUCAGUUCAUCAGUUCAGCGACGUCAAGCUGAACCAUGGCAGAUAUGAUAUUCAAGUACCCAACUAUGAUUAGCUGUGGGGGCUAUUUCCAGAACUUGACCACCAAAAUCCUCGACGUGAGCCUCCACCAGUUCGGGCUGCACAUAACUGACUUGUUUACCCUGUUACCCCUAUUUAUAUAUAUCCACACAUAUAGAUCGCUCAAAUGAACGUCAAAAAGAACAUUAUCGCCCUUGUCACCGGCACCGUCGUCGGUGCGCUCGCUCGGCGACGAACCGCUAUCUGGCGUAUGCUUUACAGGAAGUUGCAGCUUCCUGUAAGCUCCAAGCAAGCGCCGACAAGGCAAAAAGCCGUCCUGCGAGUGCUUUAUCGUUGCCUUCCGACGCGACUGCGGCAUUUACGCGCAAUGAUCUGCAGCUGAUCACGGCCGACGCGACGCCUCACGCCGCCUCCACAAGCGGCGGUACCGCCAGCCCGAGCGCUGGCGAUAGAUGCCACAAGCGCCCGCAGCACCGUCAGCAGCAUCAGUGCCAUUGGCUCGGCCAGCUCGGCAACCCCUGCAGCCGCCAGCUCGCUGCAUGCUUCGGCUUCUGAGUACACACUGCCCAUGCAUACGAACCCGCUUCAGGUCGCCGCCGCGCUGGCCCCCAAGCUGGAGUCCAGCUCGGACCGCUCCGACGUAUGCACGGGCAGCGGCUCAUCCGCCGGCUCUGGCGACACUGCACUCGGUAGCGCCAGCGAUGGCGCCCUUUCCGCCGUCGUCCGUAAGGACAGCAGCAGCACCACCACUACCGACGCCAGCACCGACAGCGGUCAUGUUUGCCCUAACGCCUCCAAGGGGGCACGGUCACCAGGCACUGUAAAGCUAGAGGACGAGGCCUGCAUGGACGACCAGAAGGUCAAGGCCUUCAUCAAGCAGCACGGUCUUACGCUCUGCAUCCCCCAGCGCGAGCUGGGCAAGGGCGCAUUCGGCCACGUGGAAAUGGUGAUCAUCACCCUGCCUGACGGCACCACCGUCAAGGCCGCACGCAAGACCCUGCACGCGUGUGAGACCAAGGGCGCUGUGGCUGCACUACGCCGCAUACUGAACCAGGAGCUGGCAGGGCUGGCUGCUUCCGCGGGCUGCGAGCGCGCGGUGCAGUGCCUGGGCUACCGGCUGCCGACUGAUGACGACGAGCGGGCGGAGCUGCUGCUGAGCUGUGCGGAGGGCGGCUCCGUAGAGAACCUGCUGGUGGGUGCUGGGCUAUGAGGCGCGGGGCGGGCGCGGUGACGGCGCCUGGUUGGCGCAUGCUCUGUACGGGGAUUGUGGUUGCUUGACUGCGGCUCCUCUCCCCUAACCUGCCCAUCCGUGCCUCUCAAUCUUUCAGCUCCUGACAGACUGGUCCCCAUCUAUCUGCUUUUUUCAUGCCGAACUGGCUGGCGACCGAUUACUUUGAUCUGAUU